AUGGAAGCGUCGACACGACUGGAAAACCGACCCGAAAAGAAUAGCAAAGCCAUAGAUGCACUGGAAAAAGACGAGACUGAACUGCGCUUGGAGAAAGCGCUGUUUGGAGACGAUGCAGGCUUUCUGGAUUCGUUGAAGCGGAAUGAAGUACGUGAGGACAAAGCAUUGAUCCGACGAGAACGAAAGGAGUACGAGGAAGAAUUUUCGGACGCAGAGGACGACGAAGAAGAAGAAGAAGGAGCAAAAGGCUUCAACGAUGUAGCGGAUGGAGACUUAUUCUUCGUUGACGUCGGAACCGGAGACCUUCCACCCUCAAUUGUCAAAGAUCUUGAGCCAAGUGCACAGCAGCUGGGGUUUUUUUCGAGAGAACCCGCAUGGUACGACAGCGACGACGACCGAAUCAGGGUCUCGCUAGCGUCGAACACCCGAUUGCGCAAACUGCGGGAUACAAAAGACGACGACCUUGUCACGGGGAGAGAGUACAUUCAACGGUUACGUCGACAAUACGAGAGACUGCACCCGACACCUGAAUGGGUGACAUAUGCGAGGAAGAAGAGGAAAUUAGCGCACACAACCAACACUGAGCGAGAAAAUGAGGAGUCUGAUUCUGAUGUAUGCAUGGAUGACGGCGAAGAACCCCUUCUCUCAGCGCAACCGCUAGCCGAGCUUCUUCGCACAUCCGGAUCUUUGGUACGGACCACAGAACAGUCGACGAAACCGGGUUCGAAGGGUGUGCGAAAACUUCGAACCGAAGUCGUCGAUAUCCAGCGAUGCCAAGACGUAGCCGGCCCAGGGCCCUCGGCCAUCGACACUCUGCAAUUCCAUCCUGAUUACCCUUUACUCCUCUCCGCCGGCCCCAGCUCUACAAUCACACUCUACCACGUCUCGCCUCAAUCGCCUCAUCCCAAUCCGAUACUCACCUCGCUACAUGUGAAAGGCACCCCUCUCCAUACGGUUGCGUUCUGUCGACCACGGCCACAGCACGUUCACCGGGAAAAACAAAAUGACAAUGAAACCGAUAGUCACGACCAGACGCGUAUAUUCCUCUCUUCCCGCCGUCGAUAUUUCCACACCUGGUCCCUCUCCACAGGCACCGUGACGAAAGUAACACGUGCCCUCUACGGACCAGCUCGCAAGGAACAACGAACAAUGGAGUCCUUCAAGAUUUCCCCCUGCGGUCGAUACAUGGGUCUCAUCGGCUCGUCGAAGAAAGGCGGCGGGAGCAUCAACGUCCUCUCGACCGAGAGCAUGCAACUAGUUUGCAGCUGUCGGAUCGACUCAAGAGGCGGGGUUGCCGAUUUCGCGUGGUGGCGCGACGGGAAUGGAUUUGCCGUGGUGGGCAAAAAUGGCGAGGUCAGCGAGUAUGAUAUUGAAACAAGACGAGUGAUGGCACGGUGGGUGGAUGAAGGCGCCGUCGGCACCACAGUCAUUGCGUUGGGAGGAGAUAUGGGAUGGGCUAGCCGUGGAAGGAGUCGCUGGGUAGCCAUCGGCUCUUCGAGCGGGAUCGUGAAUCUCUACGACCGCCGAGGAUGGAUCGGCAAGACAGCCGAGGAUGUGAGAGUGGAUCAAAGGCCUAGGCCUGCUCGGGUUUUGGAUCAAUUGACGACGCCGAUUUCACAUCUCGAGUUCUCAGAUGACGGCCAAAUGCUUGUCAUGUCAUCCAAGUGGAAAAAGAAUGCCUUGAGGCUGAUUCAUUUCCCCAGCUGCACCCUCUACAGGAAUUGGCCGACGGACAAAACCCCACUGGGAAGAAUCUCUGCCGUCUCUUUCUCUCCAGGUGGAAGAUAUCUGGCGGUCGCAAACGAACAAGGAAAGAUCAGGCUGUGGGAAAUUCGUGAAUAA
Molecule: messenger RNA, 1842 nt
Organism: Rhinocladiella mackenziei CBS 650.93
Lineage: Eukaryota; Fungi; Ascomycota; Eurotiomycetes; Chaetothyriales; Herpotrichiellaceae
Exons: 2
Coding region: 1-1842 (613 amino acids)
Biological process (GO): rRNA processing
Cellular component (GO): small-subunit processome; Pwp2p-containing subcomplex of 90S preribosome
Molecular function (GO): protein binding
Source: RefSeq, a predicted model, not a curated record